CCAGGGUCUCGAGCUUGAUGACGAGCUUGGAGGGUACUAUGGUGUUGAAUGCCGAGCUGUAGUCGAUGAACAGCAUUCUCACAUAGGUAUUCCUCUUGUCCAGAUGGGUUAGGGCAGUGUGCAGUGAGAUAAUGGAGAUGUUAUGUUUACUACCAAUGACUUUAAAAAAAUGAAAUUGCAUUAAAGUGGUAACAUUUCAGAUGACUGUGGUAGUUGUUGUUGAAAGCCUAAUGGACUGGUAGUAUAGUGUAUAGUAUGUGCUGCACAGACGUGCAGUACUGCGCUUUUACUCAAAACAACUGUUUCUAUUGGCUGUGCCUGGAGACAAAAGCCUUUUAUGCUGCGUUCAUAACCAAAUGGGAAGGUGGUUUUUACCUCUUACAACUGGAAAAAAUCCACAUGAACGCCCCUUCAACUCGUAAAAUCUAGUAGGAAACUUGUCUAUCAUCCCUGAGCUCUGACUUCUCGCACAUGCUGACCUCUGAUGUCACCUACUAAGAAAAUGACCUCGAUAACAGCAUUUUCGGCAGUUAAAUGUAAUUUUUUUACAAGCAUUAUAACUGUACUUUUAGUUUAUGGUUGACACCGAUUGUUGGCCAUUAGCCAGUCAGCGUUUCUCAACGAGUUAAGAAUGCAUCCAACUGUUAUUUACGACUUGACAACUGGUAAUUAGUACCUUCCCACUUGGUUAUGAACGCAGCAUAUAGCCCAACCCAAAACUAUCACACCCAAAAGCCAUGCAGCUGUUAGUAUGGAAUGCAUCCAAACAACCUAAAUCUACAGACAAAGGAAAUAAUGAGUGCCUUUGCUACAGACUAAUAACUGUGUCUGUGAAUAUAAUAAGGAACAGUGUGACACUGUCGGAAAAUGAAUUAUGCACUGAUAAAGAUUUUUCUUGGUGGAAAAUACACAUGUCAAACUAUUAGCCUAAUCUCCCUCAGAUGUGCAUUGAUGUGUAGCCUAACCCAUAAAAGGAAUUCUCCUACCUGACUGUCAGGCCCAAGGGUGCACUGAAGACUCCAUGUGAUCCCAGUCAUAACACGUAGCAGGACCAAUCUGGUUUGUGACCCCCUAUGUCAGAGUUCACAUAGGUGAAGAGCUUAAUUAUUAUGCUCUCGUCUUUCCUCCCUUGUCAUCUCACAGAGAUUGCAAUGGAUUGAAUUGGAUGACUCCUAUCAAUUUGAGAGUGGAUACAUUUCCCCAUUUCCCUCAGCUUUACCCAACCAAGUGGCCACUGAAACACAAAAUCUAAAAUAAUUUUGUCUUUAUAGCAGAGAAAAUGUAAUUCAGUCAAUAGAAUCUAUUUUGGAACAUUGGUGGUGGAUAUAUAUACUGUGUGAUAUUCAACACUAGGCCACUGCUGUAAGAUAUACUGCUGUGGUUUCACUGUGCACCCUAAUAGUGCAUGCAUAAGCACUCGGCUAAAAUAAAGUCAGCACUUUCUAAGAGGUGUGUGUUUUACCAGAGAAAAUGAACCAUUGAGCUGUCAAUCAGACAGCCAAACCUUGUGGAAACAUUGUUUGGGAAUGCAGACUUACAGGUAAUAGGAACCGGUUACUGGGUGUGGGUCUGCUGUGUGUACCUAACAGUAAUGAGAGGUAAAGGUGUAACCAAAAGGAGCUAUGAAAGAGAGGAAGGAGGGAGGGAUAGCCAGGUAGAGGUGUAGCUAGAGGGAGAAUGUGUGUGUGUGAGGGAGGGAGGGAGAGUGAGCUUGUCAAUGAGGGAGGGAGAAGCAGAGUGUAAGCAAGACUGUGCCCAGACACAGACAGCACAGCACACACAGUCCAAGGAGAAAGACAUGGGUGGAGACGCUGACAGGGUGGAAGAGAAAAAAGAAGGGAGAGAUUGAGAAGGGGAUAGAAGAACGGCAUACCAGAGAUUCCCUGGCUGUCAACCCUAGCUACCGGCCAUUAUCCUCUCCCAUCUGCGUAGAUACAGCACAAACCUCUGGAUUAUUUACCAGCCUCUCUCUCUGUGAGUGUGUGGGUUUGCUGAGCUCACCAUGCUGCUGCUGCGGUGGUGUCCUGCUGGUGUCAGUGUCAGUACUGCAGGCUGGGCAGGGUGGAUCUGGCUGGGGCUGACUCUGACUCUGGAGCUGUCUCUACCAGUCACGGCACUAUCAGAACCAGACCCAGGCUUCUCCCUCUGCAGACAGAGCUUCUACAGACAGACCCCUCCCCUGGGCCUCUCUGUAGGUGCAAGGCCCCUCCUGACCCCCCUCUGUCACAGGCUGCCAGGGGGACAGGCGUUCGCCACACUCUACCACCCGACCUGUGACGCAGCUGUUUACUCUGCCUUUCAUCUCAGCCAAGGAUGGGGGACAGAAAAGGAGGAAGAGGAUGCCAGAGGGGAGGAGAAAGAGGACGAAGGGUCCCAGGUGAUGACCCCAGCCCUGCUCCAAGGGGAUGUGGCGGGGGGUAAACCCCAAGCUCAUUCUGACUCUCCCCUCCACCAGUGGGGCUCCCUGGCCAGAGAGCUGAUCCAGAGCAGCGUCCUGCCCCAGUGUGGCUCCACAGGGGGCCAGCUCUACGUCCUGACAGGAGCCACAGGGCUCAGGCUGGGGUCCGGGAUGGAGGAAGGUGGGGAUGGGGGUUGUGAGGCUGGGGUGCAAUGGUCUGCAGUGUGCUGUGCUGGUCCAGAGGGACAGAGUGGGUUCAGUGUGGGGGUAGUGAGAGAGACAGGGGGAGGGGAGAGGGUGGUGAGUGUUAAGGAGCUGGAACACAUGAUUGGAGUGACAGAUCUAUUUUCAGAGGGUUGCGGGGAAGCAGAUGGGGACACGGAGGGAGACAUAGUGACACUGCUCAGUGAUGUGAUGGUUGGAGUCGUAGAAAAGCAAAGAGCGGUCGCAAGGCCAGACGCCAUUGAGGAAACACUAGAUGAGACUACUGACCGAAGCAUAGAGGGACUACCUGCCGACACAGAACCUCUCAUCACUCCUUCAGUGGACAACGAGACACUGGCCUCUGAGUCGGACUCAGAGUCGUCCAGCAACCCUCUGGUGUAUAUCAUCACCUCCUCUGUCUCCCUGCUCAUGGCUCCUCUACGCCCUGUAGUCUCCACACUCAUUGGGAUCCCUGGACAGGUGGCCUUUGUCCUACAGGAAGACCUGGGGGUCCUGUCUGCCCUGCCAGGCGACAUCCUUUCUGUGUUCUACAACAUGGCGUCUGACCUGGUUUCUGGGGUCGGCUCAGUCACAGGCCUGAUACUUGGUGUGGGGGAGAUGUGCUUCUCUACCCUGUAUUGCAUUACAGCCCCACUGGUGGGCUCUCUGUUCACCAGCUGCCAGGACGGGGUCACAGGGGUGGGCACCCUGGCCUGGGAUGGGGUGGGCAUAUUCAGGGGGAUUGUGGACAGUGCCUGGUGGGUGUCCAGGGUGGUCGGGGACCAGGCGUGGGAGCAGGGUGGGGGGUUUGUGGGGUCGGUGGUGUCUGAGAUGGGAGGGCAGGUGAAGGCAGUGGGUGGGGGAAUGGGGAAGCUGGCGUGGAGGUGUGGGAAUGGGGUGGGAAACAUGGUGAGGUUGGCAGGAGGGCUAGUAGUAGGGAGCACGGAAACGGUUGUGGAGAAUGUGAUGGAGGUCUUUGGGCAGGACCAGAACUGUGGAUGGUUUGGGUCUACAGAGAAUGUUCAUCAAUAACAUUGCAGAUUUAUUGCAAACCUUGAAAAUUGUGUAUCUUGUUCUUAUAAAGUAUGUAAAUAUGCACCAGAUAGCAAGAGAUAAUUGAUGGGUACACCGCAAUGCCAAUGCCUCUAGCUAAGCUGUAUUAACAUAAAUGCAUAGUUAGGCACACAACACAUUUUCAUUUUUUUUGUUGCUCCGUAAAGUAGACGACUUCUACUUCUACUACUUCUUAGUUGUAAAGAAGCAGGAUCCCAAAAGACUAAUGCUGAGAUGAAUGGUGUAUAUGUCAGAAAGUGAAGCUGGGUAGCCCUAUGGGUGUGCUGGCCAUUUGAUCAAUUACAAUAUGGUAUUAUUUUGGGGAAACAUGCUUUGACUGUGUGAGUUCAUAUGGUAAUAGGUGUUAGAAUGUAUGUUACUUUAUGAACUAUAUGCUUGCUUGAUUAAAAAGGAUAAUUGAUUGAUCACA
This is a messenger RNA of Oncorhynchus mykiss (rainbow trout), 4085 nucleotides long. RefSeq lists its product as uncharacterized. NCBI's taxonomy places the organism in Eukaryota, Metazoa, Chordata, Actinopteri, Salmoniformes, Salmonidae. The record is from RefSeq and is a predicted model, not a curated record.